CUCUUUUUAGAUAGCUCUCAAAGAAACUAAAGAGAACUAACCAGUGAUCUGAUAAACUGAGCUAAAAUUUCUGAUGCAAAGUGAUAUGGAUACACGAGCGCAUAGACGCCGGCAUGCGGUGCUAGUGCCUUGUCCAUUCCAAGGUCACAUAAGUCCAAUGCUUCAGCUAGGAACAAUCCUACAGUCAAAGGGUUUUUCCAUUAUCGUUGUUCACACAAAAUUUAACUCUCCCAAUUCCUCCGACCACCCGGAAUUUGUUUUCCAAUCUAUACCAGAUGGCUUAUCCAGUCAAGAAAUUGUAUCUGGGAAUUUACUAGAGAUUAUAUUAGCACUCAAUCAAAACUGCAAGAUACCCUUUCAAGAAUGCUUGCCUAGGAUAAUGGCUCGAAAGGAUUCUGAUGGUGAGAUUAAUUGCAUCAUAUAUGAUGAGCUCAUGUACUUUUCAGAAGCAGUAGCUAAUCAACUGAAAGUUCCAAGCAUAGUAUUACGAACCAUCAGUGCAGCUGCCUGUACUGCUCGAGUAGCCAUUUUACAACUCAAGGCCAAAGGUUCUAUUCCCUUUCCAGAUUCUGUAUCAAAGGAACUGGUGCCGGAACUCGAUCCUUUAAGGUUUAAGGAUCUACCAAUUUCCAGGUCGGGGGUACCAGAUAAUUUCUUGCAUUUGGUAGCUUGUGCAUAUAACAUAAAGACAUCUUCAGCUGUCAUUUGGAAUACAAUGGAUUGUCUCGAAGAAUCCCUAUUGUUGAAGCAGCGGCAAAAGCAACUCCCUGUUCCAAUUUUUGCAAUAGGUCCAAUGCAUAAAUUUGCACCAGUUUGUUCCAGCAGUCUGCUAAAAGAGGAUACUAGUUACAUUCCAUGGCUCAACAAGCAAAAACCAAAAUCAGUUCUUUACAUAAGCUUAGGAAGUCUAGCUUCCAUAGAUGAAACAGAAUUAGCCGAAAUGGUGUGGGGUCUCACCAACAGUAAGCAGCGUUUUUUGUGGGUGAUUAGGCCUGGUUCAAUAUCUGGUUCAGAAUGGAUUGGAUUAUUGCCAGAGGGCUUUGUGGAAAGUGUUGGAGAAAGAGGUUUCAUUGUGAAAUGGACAUUGCAAAGGGAGGUGUUGGCACAUCCUGCGAUAGGAGGGUUUUGGAGUCACUGUGGAUGGAAUUCGGCAUUGGAAAGUAUAUCUGAAGGGAUUCCAAUGAUAUGCAGGCCAUGUUUUGGAGAUCAAAUGGUAACUGCAAGGUAUGUGAGUCAUGUUUGGAGAACAGGUUUGAUAUUGGAGAACAAGUUAGAGAGAAAGGAAAUAGAGAGUGCAGUGAGAAGGCUAAUGAUAGAUAAAGAAGGAGAAGAAAUGAGACAGAGGGCCGCUGAUUUGAAGGAAAAAGUUGAAGUUUGUUUCAAGAAAGGUGGUUCCUCUUAUAAUUUCUUGGAUAGGUUAGUAGAAUUUAUGUCCCACUUAUAGUAACAAUUGAUGAAUAAAUAAAAACUCAAUAAAGACAUUUGCAUGAUUCAAUCUCAA
Messenger RNA from Jatropha curcas, 1501 nucleotides. Its product is annotated as UDP-glucose iridoid glucosyltransferase. The record is from RefSeq and is a predicted model, not a curated record. Lineage: Eukaryota; Viridiplantae; Streptophyta; Magnoliopsida; Malpighiales; Euphorbiaceae. Gene Ontology annotation, molecular function: quercetin 7-O-glucosyltransferase activity; quercetin 3-O-glucosyltransferase activity.